This is a messenger RNA of Coregonus clupeaformis (lake whitefish), 1286 nucleotides long. RefSeq names its product ER membrane protein complex subunit 9-like. Gene Ontology annotation, cellular component: EMC complex. The transcript has 6 exons. Lineage: Eukaryota; Metazoa; Chordata; Actinopteri; Salmoniformes; Salmonidae. The coding region runs from base 211 to 828 and encodes 205 amino acids. The record is from RefSeq and is a predicted model, not a curated record.
CAGCUGUAGGUGGGCAGGCACGGAACAGGAAAUUGUCUCAAUCAAAUGAUGCAGCUUCUGCUUCACAGUGCAAAUGUUUGUAAAGUAUCCAUAUAUUCAAUAUUUGUUAUCUUUAUUAAUAUGCAGUAUUAGAUAGUUGAGUUUGAAUCCGGACGUUUGCUUUACUGGACUUCUGAAAUCUCAUCCCAGGAAAUAAUAUCCUUUGACGCCAUGGGGGAGGUUGAGUUGUCCUGUCUCGCCUAUGUGAAGAUGUACCUGCACGCUUGUCUGUUUCCACGGUGCAGUGUCAAUGGGCUGCUGUUGUCGUCCAGCCCAGCAGGUGGCGCUGUGUGUGUGACAGACUGCGUUCCCUUGCUUCACUCUCACCUACCUUUGGCUCCCAUCACCCAGCUGGCUCUCACACAGGUGGAUGUAUGGUGUGCACAGACACAGCAGAGGAUUGUAGGAUACUACCAAGCCAACGCCUGUGUGUCAGACAGCAGCCCUACGCCAUGUGCAUUGAAGAUUGCAGACAAGAUAGCCGAGCAGUGUAACAAUGCAGUUUUGUUAAUGAUUGAUAGUGGAAAGAUGUCUCCUGACUACAGGGUGCCUCCCAUCGUGAUGUACGAGCGAAAAGACACGCGCUGGACCCUCAAAGACAAACACAUGAUAAUGCUGCGGCAGUGGGAGGAGACUCGGGAAAUAGCCAGCCAGCUGCUGGUCUCUGGAGAUCACUCCUUAUUAGUGGAUUUUGACAGCCAUUUGGAUGACAUCACUAGGGACUGGACAAAUCAGAAACUGAAUGCCAAAAUAGCAGAGCUUGCCUCACCAGCCAAUAGUAAUGUCUGAAAUAAGCUUGUAGAUUAUUAACUUUUGUGUUACUUCUUUACAUUUUAAAUAAAGUUUGAAUUAUAUACUGUAUAUCUUAAACCUACUGAAACUACAAAUAUUUAGGUAAGAAUCUUAUUUUUAUUAUUACCAUCUAACAGCCAAAUAAGCACAUCAUGCAUGAUCAUUUCAAAAUAUGAAAUAGAUUUUUAAUACGCUCAGGCAGAACACUGACAACACAAAACAUGCAUAAAUAACAUAAAUAUUUACAGAUAUGUGCAGUCUUCCACCUAACGGUCUCAGUCCAGAGUGUGCCUUGUGUCAAACCCAGCAGCCAUGUUGUUAACCCACUUACAACCACUAACAGAGCCGUGCUCAUAGUUCACUGGCUGCCAAUGGCAUCACAACAUUAUGCAUCCUGACCAACUGCUUUGAGUGUGUAAGCUUUUAUCAACUCAUUAAACUACAUCUACAAACUA